GGGCCAAUGUUUUGCCCACAGUUAAAAUGGCCACUGCGCCCCUCCCCUCUCCCAGUUGUGUUGACAGAUCAGAAAUGAAGUUCCACUUUUGCCCUUGUGACUGACAGUUCCAGGGGACAGGGGCAGCUCAGAGAUCGAGUCACACGGAGACUUUGGACUUGGGCUCCCGGGAGCAUUUCCCAGCAGGGCAGAUAAUGUUGGCUUUCAUAGCAAGGAGCAUGAGUAAAACACUCGUGUAAGUUGGCAGUUUGAGCCUGCAUGUAUAUUGCACUGGGGAGCUGGGAAUACAGGUUAAUCUUAAAGAGACAGGUAAAAAGGUACCCUAUUUUGGGGCCAGCCCACUCCCAGCAAUGGAAGACAAGUCCGUGUCCAUUAAGGCUAAGCCGGUGCGUUUGGUGAAGCCCGUAUCACUGGUGAAGUUACCCGGGAGGUACCUGGCGCACCAGGAGGGCCUACCCUGCCUACCAGUGCCCCCGCUGCAGCAGACCUUGGACAAGUAUUUGCUGGCGCUGAAGCCUCUAAUCAGCCAGGAGGAAUGGAGCCAUACCAGCGAGCUAGUGGAGGAUUUCCGAACAUCCGGCGUGGGCGAGCGCCUGCAGAAAGGGCUGGAGAGGAGAGCCAGGAAAACGGAAAACUGGCUGUCGGAAUGGUGGCUGCAUACAGCCUAUCUGGAAUACCGUAUGCCAGUGGUGGUCCAUUCCAGCCCGGGGGUGGUAUUACCCAAGCAAGACUUUGUGGAUCGUCAAGGACAACUAAGGUUUGCUGCCAAGCUAAUUGAAGGUGUUCUGGACUUCAAGACCAUGAUAGACAAUGAGACCCUUCCUGUAGAACAUCUAGGCGGCAAUCAACUUUGUAUGAAUCAAUAUUACCAGAUCUUAUCAUCUUGCCGCAUUCCGGGUCAAAAACGCGACUCUGUUGUCAAUUACAGUCGGGCCAGCAAGCCCCCUACCCACAUUACUGUGGUCCACAACUUCCAGUUUUUCGAGCUGGACGUGUAUAACAGCGACGGGACGCCUCUGACAUCGGAUCAGAUUUUCACUCAGCUGGAAAAGAUAUGGGGAACGUCUCUGCAAACAAACAAGGAGCCAAUCGGAAUCCUAACUACCAAUCACAGGAACAGCUGGGCAAAAGCCUACAAUAAUCUCAUCAAAGAUAAAAUCAAUAAGGAAUCAGUGCGCACAAUCCAGAAGAGCAUCUUCACCGUUUGCCUCGAUGCCCCCAUACCGAGGGUCUCCGACGACCUGUACAAGAGCCGUGUGGCUGCUCAGAUGCUGCACGGGGGCGGGAGCCGAUGGAACAGUGGGAACAGGUGGUUUGAUAAAACACUUCAGUUUAUAGUGGCUGAAGAUGGGUCAUGUGGACUGGUGUAUGAGCAUGCUCCUGCCGAGGGGCCGCCUAUCAUCGCCUUGGUCGAUCACGUUGUGGAGUACACAAAAAGGCCUGAGAUGAUUCGCUCACCAAUGAUUCCCCUGCCAUUGCCGAAGAAACUGCGCUUUAACAUCACUCCGGAAGUUAAGAAUGACAUUGAGAAAGCCAAGCAGAACCUCAACAUAAUGGUUCAUGAUCUGGACGUUAAAGUCUUCGUCUUUAGCGUAUUCGGGAAAAAUUUCCCCAAGUCAGAGAAAAUGAGCCCGGACGCCUUUAUACAAGUGGCCCUUCAGCUUGCCUACUACCGGAUGUACAAGCAAGUAUGUGCAACCUACGAGAGUGCCUCUCUCAGGAUGUUCCGCCUGGGAAGAACGGAUACCAUCCGCUCGGCCUCGAUUGAUUCAAUGAACUUCGUGGAGUCCAUGGAUGAUCCGAGUAAACAGAACCAGGAGAAAGUGGAUCUACUUCGAAAGGCUGCACAAGCUCAUCGUGCUUACACUGACACGGCUAUAAGUGGCAAAGCUAUAGACAGGCACCUCUUGGGACUGAAGCUUCAAGCCAUCGAAGAUCUCGUCAGCAUGCCAGAAGUCUUUAUGGAUACAUCAUAUGCAGUGGCGAUGCACUUUAACCUCUCAACCAGCCAGGUACCAGCUAAGACAGACUGCGUCAUGUGCUUCGGCCCCGUUGUCCCUGAUGGUUACGGCGUAUGCUACAACCCCAUGGAAGAUCACAUCAACUUUUCGGUCUCCGCGUUCAACAGCUGUGCUGAGACAAACGCCGCUAGACUAGCACAUUACCUGGAGCGGGCGCUCUGUGACAUCCAGCAGUUGGUGCAGCACACCCUAAAAUCCAAAUUGUAAGGCAGGGUCUAACCGAGCAUUGCUAUUGGCUGUGCUUUCACAGAAGCCUGCCAAUGGGAAGAGCUCGACAGUUUACCGACAGUUGCGGGGAGGUUAGUUGUGAGACUGCACGUUUGAGGCCGCAUCAUCAUUAGAGAACUCUAUAGAAGAGAAUAAUUUGCCAACAAAUUCCAUGGAAUGAAGUGAGAGGAAGCAAUGAAUGAAUUUCUAUGAAUUCCAGGCACCCAAGUCAAAAACAUGGCUGCUUCCUAUUCAUUUAGUAAUGGGCCAUUUGUUUAUGUUUCACCAAAAUAAUUGGAAAUUCAGUAUCACCUUCACAUUUGUGUUUCCUAUAAAGCAAUCGAUGAUUUUAAAGGGAAUAUAACCCUUAGGUACAGAUGAAGCCUCCUCCAUUUAUUAUGCCCCAAAACCAUGCUGCACCAGACCACUAAUAACUCAUAUUGUUUCCUAUGUGGACAAUCUAAUCAACCGGUCCAUGCGGUUUGCCUCAUACAAAAGAAUGCAAAUUAUUCCUUUCCACACUACAAGUUGCUCAUUUUGCACCAUCUCAAAUACUACAGUAUGGAAACAUCGGAUACUGUGUGUCUAAAAUAUUCUUGCUCAGUCCACAACUGUUCCAUGCGCCGAUCCCAAAAAGAGGGUGGCUUAGCUAUGCUGGUGGCGGGUUAAGUGAAAAUAUUCUAUGUAGACCCCAGAUGGCUGCCCACAGGUGCCUACAUGUAAAAUAUGGCCCUGGCCACAGCAGCAUUACAUAGGCAGAGGGAUGUGAAUAUCUAUGGGGAACGACUUUAGCUGGAGAUAGCAACAUGGCAGCUGCCUCUUUACUAGGGAUGCACCCAAUCCACUAUUUUGGAUUCGGCCGAAUUCUUUAGUGAAAGAUUCGGCUGAAUACUGAACCGAAUCGGAAUCCUAAUUUGCAUAUUAGAGGUGGAAAGGGGAAAACAUUUUUUACUUCCUUGUUUUGUGACAAAAAGUCACGCUGUUUUCCUCCCUGGCCCUAAUUUGCAUAUUCAAAUGAGGAUUCGGAUUUGGUUUGGCCGGACAGAAUGAUUCGGCCGAAUCCUGCUGAAAUAGGCUGAAUCCCGAACGGAAUUCUGUAUUCGGUGCAUCCCUACUCCAUGUACUUUAGAGUCUCAUUUCAGGGGGAAAAAAACCAGUGCUGACUUCUACUUAUAAACAAUGAGAAUUAAAGGAAAACCGAAAAGAAUCUGACUAGAAAUGUGUAUUUUAUAUACUGAACUUACUGUACCAGGCCAGAAGUUCAGCAGCCCUAGAACAGUAAUGAUCCAGCCCUUCAAAGUUGUCCCCAGCAGAUCCCCAUCUUCUUGUGUAUGUCAGUGGCACUGCACAUGCUCAGUGUGCUCUGGGUUGCUGCUGAGAAUCGAAGCUUAGGGGCCACUAGAAACCAUCAAAACACAAGCAAAAAGUCCGUUAGAGUCCUGCGCGGAACCUAUUUCUAAGACCGUAACCUGCAUAUUUACCCAUUUUGAUCCGCUACCCGACCCCGCAACUGCCUUAUCCACAACCCGACCUGCAACCCGCCGACCACCAUCAAACCAGAAGUGACGACAUCAAAAGUGGGCGGGGACAGAAACAAAUUUUGUGAAACUGUAAAAGGAGUGAAAUUUAGAUGAGACCCGCGGGUAUACCUGCACCUGAAAAUCCUCCCCUCAUUCCGCAGGGUGCCUGCUUUUUUUGCGGGUAACCGACCCGCUGCAGGACUCUAACGUCCAUCAUAGAGGCUCAUUAAUAAUCAAUUCUGAAUUCACUGGUUUUUAAGCUGCUGUGUAAUGUGAAUCUGAUGAUGAGCCUUGCAAUGUGUAUUUUACUGUAUAUAUACAGUAUAUUGUGAGUGGGUCCCUAUCCCCAAGCUCAGGUAGGUGACAGCAGAUCAUAGCAGGUGCUCUGAAUCAGUAGGAAGAAAGAUGGGGAGCUGCUGGGCAUACUCAGAGGCACAGGUCUUCCCUGCUAAAGGGCUGGUUGGUACAGAAGCCUAAACAAGUGAGAAAUAUCAGCUGCAAAGUCAGUUUUGACCCUCUUUAAGUAGCCCGUCCUCCAUAUUUGCUCAAGUCAAUAUAGAAUACCGGUAGUUUUUUUGUAAAUGAAAAAUCUGUGGGUGGAGACUUGAAUGUAUCGUUAAAUAUUGGGUAAAGCCUUUACCGUUUUUAUAAAUUCCUUAAAUUCUGUUAACAGGAAACGAUGGCCUUGUUUGUCUGUGUUUCUUGUCAAUGGUUUCUAAUAAAUAUACGAAUAUCAAUCA
Molecule: messenger RNA, 4488 nt
Organism: Xenopus laevis (African clawed frog)
Lineage: Eukaryota; Metazoa; Chordata; Amphibia; Anura; Pipidae
Gene: crata.L
Product: carnitine O-acetyltransferase a L homeolog
Exons: 15
Coding region: 351-2228 (625 amino acids)
Biological process (GO): carnitine metabolic process, CoA-linked; fatty acid metabolic process
Cellular component (GO): mitochondrial inner membrane; peroxisome; endoplasmic reticulum
Molecular function (GO): carnitine O-acetyltransferase activity; carnitine O-octanoyltransferase activity; acyltransferase activity
Source: RefSeq, a predicted model, not a curated record